This is a messenger RNA of Pogoniulus pusillus (Red-fronted tinkerbird), 2217 nucleotides long. It is a transcript of the gene ADPRM, whose product is annotated as ADP-ribose/CDP-alcohol diphosphatase, manganese dependent. Lineage: Eukaryota; Metazoa; Chordata; Aves; Piciformes; Lybiidae. The transcript is spliced from 3 exons. Bases 33 to 1001 code for a protein of 322 amino acids. The record is from RefSeq and is a predicted model, not a curated record. Gene Ontology annotation, molecular function: 2',3'-cyclic-nucleotide 2'-phosphodiesterase activity; CDP-glycerol diphosphatase activity; manganese ion binding.
GCCCCUUCCGCCCCCAGCCGGCAGCGGCUGCCAUGGAGGCGGCACCGCCGCUCUUCUCCUUCGGAGUUAUUGCGGACGUCCAGUAUGCGGACGCGGAAGAUGGCUACGACUUCAGCGGGUGCCGCCGGCGGUACUACCGGCAGAGCCUCGCCCUGCUACAGAACGCUGUGGAAGCCUGGGCCACCGAGCGGCCACCGCUCAGCUUCGUGUUACAGCUGGGGGACAGUAUCGAUGGUCUCAACGCCCGCCGCGGCGAGGCCGAGGGUGCUUUGGCGCAGGUGCUGGCAGUACUGCGGCGAUUGCCGGUGCCGGUGCACCACGCGUGGGGCAACCACGAGCUGUAUAACUUCAGCCGUGCCCGCCUGGCGCGCAGCGGCCUCAGCAGCCGACCCGCCGGGGCCGCGGCCGGGCCGCCAGCCGCGGACUGCCGGGACUGCCAGGCCUAUCACUUCAGCCCGGCUCCGCGGUUCCGCGUCGUUCUGCUGGACGCCUACGACCUGAGCACCCUGGGCAGGGAGCCGGACAGCCCCCGUUACAAGGAGGCCCUGCGGCUGCUACGGGAAAAGAACCCCAACGACAACCUCAACAACCCCGCAGGGCUCCAGGAACCUCAGUUUGUAGAGUUUAACGGAGGAUUUAGUCAAGCCCAGCUGGACUGGUUCAAUGAAGUCCUCAGGCUCUCUGAUGAGAACCAAGAAAAAGUUGUAGUUACAGGUCAUCUGCCCAUUCAUCCGGAUGCUUCAGACAUAGUGUCCCUAGCCUGGAAUUACCAAGAGGCCCUCUCGGUCAUACACUCCCACCAGUGCGUGGUCUGCUUCCUUGCAGGGCAUAUGCAUGACGGAGGGUAUUUUCUGGACUCGCAUGGGGUUCACCAUCUGACUUUGGAGGGGGUUAUUGAAACACCAUCAGACAGCAAUGCCUUUGGAACUAUUUAUGUCUACAAAGACAAAAUGAUCCUAAAGGGAAGGGGCAGAAUUUCAGACAGAGUUAUGCACUUCUGAGAAUGGUAAGCAAAUACAAAUCGCUCUUCUUCAGGGAGGAGUUGGACUAAAAAGCAGGGAAUUCAGUUUGUAAGAAAGCUUACAAGGAAGACGUGCAUGGUUGAUCCUUUUAGCAUAAACACAUAGUUUUCCGUUGGAUAUUUCCUAUCCUUUGAAUUUUAGAAACAGAUAUUUCUGUCAGAAAACAGAGCUAGCUUCUUCCUGGAGAACAGAGAAGGCCAGUAGUAGUGUUUGAAAUAAAUGAAUGCAUGGAGUUGACUUGAAACACAUGAUCCUGCCUGGGUUGUUAUUUACUGUGGGAAAGUGCAAACUAUAUUAGUAUUUUUAUAUCUCAGAAUUAAAGAAUGCAGAAUUGUGCCUGCUCAGUCACAUUUCAUUUUAUUUUAUUGUAUCACAGUAAAGUUUCAUGUCUGGCAGAGUCACUGCACCCUGUAGCCUAAUGCAGCAUUGGCUUAACAGACUAAAGGACACCUCAGAAAAAAGCCAAGCCCAAGGAAAAUGGAGACCAUCUCUAGGUGUUGCAUCAUGGAAUGCUGUGGGUACACACCUGCAGCAGUACCAGCUUAUGAAGCCCUGAUGUGGGAAGACCACCUGUCACUGUGUCGCAUCAGGACCUGCUCUGGCUUUCUCCCAGCCAGCCUGUGUGUCCAGUGCUCUCACCGUGCUUCCCUCUCCAGAGCUAGGGACACUGACACAAGUACAAUGGGACUGGGCUGCUGUUACCAACAGCAACACCUGUGAAGUUAAAAGCAGCGUUUUUUCCAGGCACUGACCCCUCCAGGCAACCGCUGAAGAUGAGCUGCCAAAAUUCAAGAGCUCACCACGACUGAACGUUGUGAUCCAUUCCACAUUUGGCUGAACUUCCCCGCAGCUCGGCAGAGGCAGGAGCACAGAAUCUAGGUCUCCCACAGCCCCCAGUGGCAAACGUCCCUCUGAGAGACUGAAAAUUGUAUGAAUGUGCCUCAAAAUUGUGGCUAGAAGCUCAUCACUGCUGAGGUGCAGCAGGCAGCUUCCCCGAGCCGAGCCGCAGAACAGUAGUGGCACCCGCACGUGCCUAGGGCUGCAGUCGCCGAGAGUGGACUCGAGGAGAGGGUCCAGUGGAGAGCUACAGGGAUGAUUGGGGACUGGAGGGCAUGGCUUAUGUGGAGAGGCUGAAAGACCUGGGGCUUUUUGGUCUGGAGAAGACUGGAGGGGAUUUAAUAAAUGUUUAUAAAUA